AUGUUUAAAUUCCGUCGUGAAGUCAGUACGGAGGUCAGGGAGACAUUUGUGCGUGAACUAAAGAAACUGAAAGACUUGGAAUCAGUCAAAUCACAACGAUUGAGUGUUGGCGGUCCUUCACUCACGGAUCCCAUUGAACGAAGCAAAGGCUUUGAAAUUGCCCUUCUCAGCUUGCACGAAGAUCUAGCGGCACUGGAGAGAUACCAAGCCAGCAAGGAACAUCACUGGGUGACCACAACCUACCUAUGGCCUUAUAAAGAUGACGUCGUCCGCUUUGAUUUUGAGGUUGAUCCCAGUGAUGAAUGGAUGUGGAAAUUUUAG
Molecule: messenger RNA, 321 nt
Organism: Aspergillus uvarum CBS 121591
Lineage: Eukaryota; Fungi; Ascomycota; Eurotiomycetes; Eurotiales; Aspergillaceae
Product: Dabb family protein
Exons: 2
Coding region: 1-321 (106 amino acids)
Source: RefSeq, a predicted model, not a curated record